AUGGUAAGGAUAUUUAUUGAAGGACAUACGCUUGUUUUCCUUUUCAAAAGAAAAUUGUGCCGACAUAUUGUCUGCUGCAAUGUCUCAAAUGUCUUCCAAGUUAUGAUCAUAGAAGGUCGUCCUCCAUCAUUAGAAAAAUUUAAUCAACUAAGCUUUCAUUAUUUUAAUAUCUAUGCUUCAAAAGAGAGAGAGAAAAAAGUAGAAGAGACGAGAGGUAGGCACAACAAAGAUGGUGAGUUUUCUAAAUCCACGGUCCAUUCAGAAAAUAGGUUUCCGACCAAACACCAACAUAACAAACUAAUUAAAUAA
Messenger RNA from Eruca vesicaria subsp. sativa (arugula), 309 nucleotides. NCBI's taxonomy places the organism in Eukaryota, Viridiplantae, Streptophyta, Magnoliopsida, Brassicales, Brassicaceae. The record is from the annotation of a GenBank genome assembly.